Messenger RNA from Mucor mucedo, 783 nucleotides. RefSeq lists its product as uncharacterized. The coding region runs from base 1 to 783 and encodes 260 amino acids. NCBI's taxonomy places the organism in Eukaryota, Fungi, Mucoromycota, Mucoromycetes, Mucorales, Mucoraceae. The transcript is spliced from 4 exons. The record is from RefSeq and is a predicted model, not a curated record.
AUGAAGACCUUGGAAAAGUCCUGGACCUUGAUUGAGGAUAAGAAAGUCUCAAAAGAACAUAUCAGAUUCAAACGAAUCUACAUCAACAUACUUGAGAAACAUGUUUUGACCCCGCACAUGUUAAUAGAUAGUUAUGUUGCCAAGUGUUCUGAGCUUUCCAUGAUCAUCAAGUUUUGGUCAUAUCUAUUUGAGCAAUAUUUCUCCCAGGCAUCAUUAUUUUUACAAUGGGGAGAUACCAUCUCUGAUGAAUGCAAGCGUAUGUCACUUGAUUUCAAGCUUGAUAUACGUUUUUAUUCAACAACGAUACCAAAAAGCUGGAUAUUUGGAACGGCGAAUUUGCGAACCAAAGGUAAAUAUUAUCAUGACAAUGCCAAGGCAGUUUUGACUGACAAGUAUCAUUUGAAUUACCUAGUUAAAACUUUGCCGCAAAUUCCCGUCCGGUCUAUCAAGGCUCUUGAAAUCCCAAUUGUAAUGGUUAUGGGUAUCGACUGUCAUGUGUUUAUCUUGGCUUUAAUUGAUAAGAACGAUUAUCUUUUGGAAAAGAAAGACAUAAUUGAUAACACUUUGGCCAUUUACAAUGAUUACUCGCGUAACAUAUGUGAUGCUAUUAAUAAAAUUGACAAGCCUAAACACUCAGAAAAACAAAGUAUAGUCUGUGAGUGGGUAUCAUCGGUAGUUUUAGAUGAGGAAGGUUCCGUGUAUGAAGAUGAUGAUGAGGGAGAGACAGAUGAUGGAGAGUUUAAUGAUAAGGAAGAAGAAGAUGAAGAAAAUAAUGACCAAUAA